GCACAUAGGUAGACAUGUACGCACGCAGCGACGGCAGUCAGCAGCAGACCAAGCACCCAUAGUCGUAAUGUCAAGACGGGCAUAUCUGGAUCGUCAAUAUUUGAUACCGACGCCCGCACCUCUGGAUACGGGCUAUCUUCCUCUUCGGCUAGGUCAUCAAAAUUGUAGUCCAUUCUGUGCACGAACAUCGUAUCGAAUGAUCCUGCAUGCUCGUGAAGCUCAAUGAUCUUGGGGUGCAGGGGAUGUCCUUCAACUUCGGCUCAAUCGAGGACAGUUCGCGAAACUUUUCCUUUGCAUCUGGAAGGGAUAUAUGUGCGCCAGGAUUGCUGAGAGCCGAGCUAACGCCAGAGAGCCUGGUGAUUGCUGUUCCCGGGGCAGUAAGAGGCGAACUAGGAGCCUGAUUGAGGCGUCGCAUGCGGUACGGGUCGCCAUCGUGCGAUUGCGAAUCGGUGGAAGGUGGUGUCUCGACGGGGGUAAGGUGGUACGGGUGUCGUGGGUGCAAGGUCGAUGGCCCUGGGACGGGGCCGACGCGGUCCCGCAUGGACUGGUCAAAGGUCGGAGGAGGGAAUUGCACGGGCGGAAAUGCUAUCGGAGACGCGCCGAAGCCGGGGGAAGACAUGGCGAUGGGUAUCGUCUGAAAUUGAGCAUGGUCGGGCUGGGACGGGGCGUCCUGCUGCUGCUGCUGGGGUGUAGAGGGAGGGCCGAAGGCAAAGACGUCCUCAGCGUCGGACUCGUCGGAGUCGUCCUCGUCGAUGGUGUACUCCUGGGAGAAGGUGUACUGCGGAUCGCGGUCGUAGUACGCGCCGGCGGUGGUGGGCCGGGCAGAGAAGGGCCUUUCGGAUGUGUAGGGACGGUCAGCAGAGCUCGGGGGACGCCUCGCCAUCGGGUGCGACGGGCAGAGGGCGGGGAGGGAGGCGGGAGGAGGGAGAGUUGGGAGAGGGGGAGGGAGAGAGGCGGGAUAUGGAGUAUGGCAUAGAGUGAGAAAGAACCCGCCAACUGGCCAGGCACAUCACCCUCCCGCCGUUCCUGACCCAUAGCACACAGCCGCCCAUUUCUCCUCCCCCGA
Molecule: messenger RNA, 1066 nt
Organism: Laetiporus sulphureus 93-53
Lineage: Eukaryota; Fungi; Basidiomycota; Agaricomycetes; Polyporales; Laetiporaceae
Exons: 2
Coding region: 311-976 (221 amino acids)
Source: RefSeq, a predicted model, not a curated record